Dioscorea cayenensis subsp. rotundata (Guinea yam) is the source of this 1440-nucleotide messenger RNA. RefSeq names its product ankyrin repeat domain-containing protein 2A-like. Gene Ontology annotation, biological process: protein targeting to chloroplast. The coding region runs from base 137 to 1162 and encodes 341 amino acids. Lineage: Eukaryota; Viridiplantae; Streptophyta; Magnoliopsida; Dioscoreales; Dioscoreaceae. The transcript is spliced from 8 exons. Gene Ontology annotation, molecular function: chloroplast targeting sequence receptor activity; protein binding. Gene Ontology annotation, cellular component: chloroplast outer membrane. The record is from RefSeq and is a predicted model, not a curated record.
ACCCUCUCUCUUUGUGACCCUUUAUUUAUUCCUUUCUUUCCUUGUGGUUUCGUCUACAUCUCGUCCUCGAUUUGGCGUCGAACUCCCAUCGAGGAGCACAGCGAUAGGCGGCGAUCGAUCUCCGAAGGGUUCUCUCAUGUCGUCUGGAAACCAAGAUGGGAAGUCACCUUCAAAGGGAAGUGAUCCUUCAAAGGGAAGCGAUAGCUCUAAAUCUGAGGCACCGUCCUCGCAGCCGCAGCCACUACCAACCGACUUUCCUGGAAAUCCUUUUGAUUUCGCUUCAUUGACCAAUAUGCUGAAUGACCAAAGUAUAAGAGAGCUGGCACAACAGAUUGCAGAAGACCCUGUUUUUAACCAGAUGGCUGAACAACUCCACAAAAGUGUCCAAGGUGCAGGUCAAGAUGGCGUUCCUGCAUUUGAUACUAAUCAAUAUAUUUCAACUAUGCAGCAGGUUAUGCAUAACCCUCAAUUCAUGACAAUGGCUGAACGCCUUGGGAAUGCACUAAUGCAGGAUCCUGCUAUGUCCAAUAUUCUUGAGAAUAUGACCAAUCCUUCCAAUAAAGAAAAACUUGAAGAUCAAAUGUCACGUAUUAAGGAAGAUCCAACACUGAAGCCAAUCCUUGAUGAAAUUGAGACUGGAGGCCCAUCUGCAAUGAUGAAGUACUGGAAUGACCAAGAUGUUCUUAAAAAACUUGGCCAAGCAAUGGGAAUUGGAGUUUCCGGGGAAGCUGCAACUUCAGCUGAAAUUUCUGGCCCUGAAGAAGCAGAAGAAGCUGGAUAUGAGGAUGAGUCUAUUGUGCAUCAUACUGCUAGUACUGGUGAUGUUGAGGGCUUGAAGAGUGCUCUUGCUGCUGGAGCUGACAAGGAUGAAGAAGACUCUGAGGGAAGAAGAGCUUUGCAUUUUGCUUGUGGAUAUGGUGAGGUGAAAUGCGCCCAAGUGCUUCUUGAGGCUGGAGCUGCAGUGGAUGCAUUAGACAAGAACAAAAACACCGCACUUCAUUAUGCCGCUGGCUACGGGAGGAAGGACUGUGUGGCACUUCUUUUAGAACACGGCGCCGCUGUCACUCUACAAAAUUUGGACAAUAAGACGCCCAUCGAUGUUGCCAAGCUAAACAACCAAGAUGAGGUGCUGAAAUUGCUCGAGAAGGAUGCCUUUUUAUAGAUCUGCUGCAUCAUUUUAAGAUUGUGUGCCAGCAUGUUAUCCAGUUUCAUCCUUUCGCCAGAUAGCUAUGCAUGUUGUUACUCUCUUCACAGUGGCAUUAUUUGAUAUAUUGUCAGUGUUUUCGUUGCUUAUGUGGUUUAACUUUAAGUGUUGUGAUUAGUUACCUAUGCUCUUAAUAAUCUGUCGCAUCUGAACUUAUUUGUAUUUGUUUAUCAAGAAGCGGGGUUGUAUUGGAUGGUUUUUAUUGAAGUCUCUGUGUAAGUCUUUAUUGCUGUUCA